CAACAUUUCGUUACAGCGCCAAGAUGCACUGCGGGUUUUUUUUUAUAAAAAUAUAUUGCAACUGAUAAAACUCUGAUGCAGUAAAGGUUAUCGACAUGUCAAGUUUAACUUAUCAUGUCUUUGAAAUUACGUAAAAAGCGCCUUGAAAGUUGUACACCCGUGAAAGUAAUAAUGCACCCUUGAUCAAGCCUGAACUGAAUUUUUGAUAAGUUUUUUAUCAGCGUGUUUACUUCAUUGUAAAAGUAAUCUUUUUUGACGAAAAAUCGAAAAAAUAUGUCUGCUCUAAUAACGUCCAAAUAAUUUGGCUUUUAGAGUGUCACCUGUAGAUUAGAUAUAAUAAAAGAGUUUGCGACCAAUGAACUAUAUACUAUCUGUUCAUUAAAAUGUCGUUAAAAGAACAUUUUAAGAAGUAUAAAUAAAAAACUGAAGCAUUGUACUAACCACUAUUUUCCAAACAUGUUGGUUUUGGUGUUAGCAACCAUACUUUUAGCCGAAGGGAUACUAGGUAAUCCUAACACCUUUGAUGUAUCUCGUGAGGGAAAAACGUUCGAUACUUUUCGGGAAUCAAGCUGGAAUCCAGUGAAUUGGUUUGGUCAAGAUUCAAGUGAAGAUAAAAGCGAAAAACAACUGAUGGCCCUGUAUAACACCAUUGAAUGUUUAACAAAGAAGGAGCCAAAAGAGUGCGUCAAACUCGUAGAUGACGCAAAAAUAUACUUCGAAAAGGACGAGAAUAAGAAAAAAAAUAAAAAACCCAUGGCUGCCAAUAACAGCACGUCGCAAUAAAUUUUCGUGUUGUAAUAUGUCUUAAUACACGUUUGUAUUCUCACGUAAAGGAUUUCUGUGUUUAUAAUUGCUGUAUUAUUUCAAUAAACUCACACUUUUUACUAA
Molecule: messenger RNA, 888 nt
Organism: Zophobas morio
Lineage: Eukaryota; Metazoa; Arthropoda; Insecta; Coleoptera; Tenebrionidae
Exons: 2
Coding region: 457-783 (108 amino acids)
Source: RefSeq, a predicted model, not a curated record